Molecule: messenger RNA, 10226 nt
Organism: Boleophthalmus pectinirostris (great blue-spotted mudskipper)
Lineage: Eukaryota; Metazoa; Chordata; Actinopteri; Gobiiformes; Gobiidae
Gene: fbn1
Product: fibrillin 1
Exons: 65
Coding region: 346-9123 (2925 amino acids)
Molecular function (GO): calcium ion binding
Source: RefSeq, a predicted model, not a curated record
GGAGGGAGAGAGCUACAGCAGCACCGUCUCAUCUGCAGACUCCUUCAACUUAUCUGCGCAAAGUCAACACGGCACGGCUCGCUACGACACGUUACCAUGCGCACAAAUUUAUAGCAUCUUAUACAAGGGCUUUUUCAGUCACUUUUCCACUUUUUCUUCGCAUUUGUCCAACUUUUGCUCACCGUUAUUUUGCUCCAAAGUGACUUGAAGGGGUCUUAAGCUGAUCUCCUGCAUUGGAGACAAGCUUUGACUCCAGACUGCAGAGCCCGCUCAGUGCAAGGGAGAGAGGAGUUUUUCUGUAGUGUUUUCACUGCGCUGGAGUUGUAAAGAAGAAGUGGGAUAAUAAUGCGGCAGAGUAUGUGGUGUCGGACGCGGCUGCUGCAGUUGGCCGCGGUGCUUUUGGUGGCCGUGCGGUUUGGACGCGCGGCAGAAGCGGCAGACGCGGCGGCAGAACCAGUGGUGGAGGUCGGGCUAUUGAGGGUCGAUACUCCGGAGCCUGAGCCCGGGACCAAGCAGCCGAUUGCAGACUCGAGGGCCAGCAGAGCCAAGAGGCGCGGAGGCACGGAUGUCCUGAAAGGUCCAAAUGUUUGUGGGACGAGGAACAACGCCUUCUGCUGUCCCGGAUGGAAGACUCUGACCGGAGGAAACCAGUGCAUUGUUCCUAUCUGUCGUAGCUCCUGCGGCGAUGGCUUCUGCUCCAGACCCAACAUGUGCACCUGCCCCAACGGACAGAUCUCCCCGUCCUGUGGAUCCAAAUCCGUCCAGAACUGUAACAUCCGCUGCAUGAACGGAGGGACGUGUGCGGAGGACCACUGCUUGUGUCAGAAGGGCUACAUAGGAAACCACUGCGGCCAGCCUGUGUGUGAGAACGGCUGUCUGAACGGAGGGCGGUGUGUGGCUCCAAAUCGCUGCGUCUGCACCUACGGCUUCACCGGCGCUCAGUGCGAGAGAGACUACCGUACCGGGCCGUGCUUUGCCUCCGUGAACAACCAGAUGUGCCAGGGCCAGCUGACGGGCAUCGUGUGCACCAAGACGCUGUGUUGUGCCACGGUGGGACGGGCGUGGGGGCACCCGUGUGAGAUGUGCCCCGCCCAGCCGCACCCAUGUCGCCGAGGGUUCAUCCCAAAUCACCGCACCGGAGCAUGCCAAGAUGUGGACGAGUGCCAGGCCAUUCCCGGGCUGUGUCAGGGGGGGAACUGCAUCAACACCGUGGGCUCUUUUGAAUGCAAAUGUCCCGCCGGUCACAAGUUCAACGAAAUCACGCAAAAAUGUGAAGACUUGGACGAGUGCUCGAACAUCCCCGGGAUCUGCGGUGUGGGGGAGUGCUCCAACACAGUGGGCAGUUACUUCUGCAAGUGUCCCCAGGGCUACUACACGUCGGCGGACGGUUCCAGGUGCUUAGAUGCCCGUGGAGGCUAUUGUUUUGGCAGUGUUUUGAACGGACGGUGUGCCAACCAGAAUUCACAGCUGUUGACCAGAGUGCAGUGCUGCUGUGACUCUGGGCGCUGCUGGUCCGACGGGUCCACGCCCGAAAUGUGCCCCAUCCGAGGGUCAGAGGAGUAUCAGAAACUGUGCCUGCAGCUUCCUGACGUGGUGGCACCAGGUCGGGUGCCGGGGGUUCCAGAUGGUCCUGGGGUCUACCCGUACCCGGUGGGUCCACAUACUCCUGUGGGACCUGGUCAAAUUCCUGUGGGACCUGGACAGAUCCCUGUAGGUCCAGGACCGUAUCCAGUGGGUCCUGGUCAAAUCCCAAUCCAAGGCCCAGGACCAGGACAGUACCCACAAUUCCCAACACUACCUCUGCAGCCCCCGCCAGGUCCUGUUAUUAUCCAAACCCAGAACAUCACAAACAUGUGCCAGGCCUACAGGAACCUGUGUCUGAACGGCAGGUGCAUCCCUGUCCCCGGCUCCAUCGGGUACAGGUGCGAGUGUAACAUGGGCUUCAGGCUGGACGGGCGUGGGGAGUGCAUCGAUGAAGACGAGUGCGAGAGGAGUCCCUGUGUUCAUGGAGAAUGUGUGAACACCCCUGGGUCAUACAUCUGUCAGUGUCCAGUCGGAUUUCAGACCACGGCCACCAGGACUGAGUGCAGAGAUUUGGACGAGUGCGUGGCGAAUGGGCGCAUCUGUAACAACGGGCGCUGUGUGAACACUGAGGGGAGCUUCCACUGUGUGUGCAACGCCGGCUUCGAGAUCUCCACAGAUGGAAAGAACUGUCAAGACCAGGACGAGUGUCUGAUCCGAAACAUGUGCUUGAACGGCCUUUGCAUAAACGAGGAUGGGAGCUUCAAGUGCAUCUGUAAACCCGGAUACCUGUUGGACACGAGCGGGCGCAUGUGUGUCGAUAUUGACGAGUGCGAGUCGCCGGGGAUGUGUAUGAACGGACACUGUGUGAACACUGAGGGCUCCUUCAGGUGUGAGUGUAUGGCUGGGAUGGCAGUGGGCCUGGACGGGCGCAUCUGUGUCGACACACACAUGCGCAGCUCCUGUUACGGUGGAUAUAAGCGAGGCCAGUGUGUCAGACCGCUGUUUGGGGCAGUGACCAAGUCCGAGUGCUGCUGUGCCAACACAGAGUAUGCCUACGGAGAGCCGUGCCAGCCCUGCCCGCCACAGAGCUCUCCUGAGUUUUUGGCCUUGUGUCCCAACGGAGGAGGCAUCACUGGCGAUGGGAGAGAUAUUAAUGAGUGUGCUCUCGACCCUGACCUCUGCCAGAAUGGAGUGUGUGAGAACAUGAUGAGAACCUAUAAAUGCACCUGUAAUGAAGGUUUUGAGGUCGACCUGACAGGCAAAAACUGCAUAGACAUUGACGAGUGUUUGAUGAACCGGCGUCUGUGUGAGAACGGUCUGUGCAGAAACACUCCGGGCAGCUUCACCUGUCAGUGUCCCAAAGGAUAUCGCUUUGACCCCAACACCGACGUCUGUGAAGAUGUGGAUGAAUGCACGUCCAACCCCUGUAUCAAUGGAGACUGUAUGAACAGUCUGGGCUCCUUCGUCUGUCUCUGUUCUGCGGGUAGCACCCUGGACAACACCAAACUCGAGUGCAUAGAGACGACCAAAAGCACGUGUUGGCUGAAGAUCAUCAAUAAUCGCUGUGAGGUGAACAUCAACGGAGCCACACUCAAGUCCCAUUGUUGCUCGACGCUUGGAGAGGCCUGGGGCAGCCCCUGCGCCAAGUGUGAAAAAGAUCCCAUCUGUGGAAAAGGCUAUGCAAGAGUCAGAGGGAACAACUGUGAAGAUGUGGACGAGUGUCAGAUUUUCCCUGGCGUUUGCAUCAAUGGCAAAUGUGUGAACACCCAAGGGUCCUUCUUCUGCCAGUGCCCCCCGGGGAUGACUGUGGACGUGAGCGGCAGGAUGUGCAUCGACCUGCGGACCGAGCAUUGUUACCUGUCCCACGACGACGAGCGCUGCGCGGCCCCCAUCCCAGGGAAGCACCGCGUGGACGCCUGCUGCUGCUCGGUGGGCGUGGCCUGGGGUCCCGAGUGUGACGAGUGUCCGGAGAAAGGCAGUCCUCAGUACGUCCAGCUCUGCCCUAGAGGCCCCGGUUUCUCUCACCGUGGAGACUUCAUCAACGGACGGCCAUUUUUGAAAGAUAUAAAUGAGUGCAGAAUGAUCAGUACACUUUGCUCAAACGGGAGAUGCAGAAACACCAUCGGCAGCUUCAGAUGUCGCUGUGACAAUGGAUACGCUCUUGACUCAGACGAGAGGAACUGCACCGAUAUUGAUGAGUGCCGAAUUUCUCCGGAUCUUUGUGGUCAGGGCAGAUGCGUCAACACUCCAGGAGACUUCGAGUGUGAAUGCUUUGAAGGAUAUGAAAGCGGUUUUAUGAUGAUGAAAAACUGCAUGGACAUUGACGAGUGUGAGAGGAACCCCCUGCUGUGUCGAGGUGGAGACUGUGUGAACACCGAGGGCAGUUUCCAGUGUGUGUGCCCCGAAGGACACGAGAUCUCUCCGGACGGAUCUGCAUGUCUGGAUAUAAACGAGUGUGAGUUGAGCGACAGACUUUGUAAACACGGACAGUGUGUGAACAUGAUCGGACGAUACCAGUGCACCUGCGACACCGGAUACAAGUCCACGGAAAACAGACUCGAGUGUGUGGAUAUUGACGAGUGCACGAUUGAAAACGGAGGCUGUGAGUCGUUCUGCACAAACUCGGAGGGGAGCUAUGAAUGCAGCUGUAACAGUGGAUAUGCCCUGAUGCCCGACCUACGAAGCUGCACUGACAUUGAUGAGUGUGAGGACAGCCCGGACAUCUGUGACGGAGGCCAGUGCUCCAACACUCCAGGAACCUUCCAGUGUCUCUGCUUCGAUGGCUUCAUGGCCUCUGAGGACAUGAAGAGCUGCCUGGAUGUGAAUGAGUGCGAGCUGAAUCCCAACAUCUGUCUGAGCGGAAACUGUGAGAACACCAAAGGCUCCUUCAUCUGCCACUGUGAAAUGGGCUACUCCGUCCGCAAAGGCUCCACUGGGUGCACAGAUGUAAAUGAAUGUGAGAUUGGCGCUCAUAACUGCGAUCGACACGCCACCUGCACCAACACAGCGGGCAGCUUCAAGUGCCAGUGUGCCCCGGGAUGGGUGGGCAACGGCUUCAAGUGCUCAGAUCUGGACGAGUGCUCAAACGGGACUCACAUGUGCAACAACAACGCAGACUGUAUCAACACUUUGGGCUCGUACCGCUGUGCCUGUAAAGAGGGCUUCUCCGGAGACGGCUUCUUCUGCUCAGACAGCGAUGAGUGUGCGGAGAAUGGAAACCUGUGUGAGAACGGGCACUGUCUGAACAUGCCCGGAGGGUUCAGGUGUGAGUGUGACAUGGGCUUCAUCACCACUGAGGAUGGGAAAGCUUGUGAAGAUAUCGAUGAAUGCACCUUCGCUGACAUCUGUGUGAACGGGCGCUGUAGAAACAUCCCGGGGCUCUUCAGAUGUGAAUGUAACGUUGGAUAUGAGCUGGACCGGAGUGGAGGAAACUGCACAGAUAUAAACGAGUGUGCCGACCCGACCAUCUGUAUAAAUGGAGUCUGUGUGAACAUCCCUGGAAACUACCACUGUAACUGUCCCCCGGACUUCGAGCUUAACCCCACCCGGGUCGGCUGUGUGGAUACUCGGUCGGGCAGCUGUUUCCUGGACAUCCGUUCCCGUGGUGAUGGUUCCGAUAACUUCGCCUGCUCCAAUGAGAUCGGCGUGGGCGUGGCCAAGGCCUCCUGCUGCUGCUCUCAUGGCCGAGGCUGGGGAAACCCGUGUGAAUCCUGCCCCUCCGUCAACUCCACUGAGUACAAGACUCUAUGCCCGGGAGGAGAGGGCUUCCGGCCGAACCCCAUCACGGUGAUCCUGGAGGACAUAAACGAGUGCCAGGAGCUGCCCGGGCUGUGCCAGGGCGGGCAGUGCAUCAACACCUUUGGGAGCUUCCAGUGCGAGUGCCCACGAGGCUACGCCCUCAACCCCGAUACCAGGGUCUGUGAAGAUGUGGAUGAGUGUGAGAACUCGGGCAUCUGUGGCCCAGGUCAGUGCUACAACACCAUUGGGAACUACACCUGCGUCUGCCCUGUGGACUACAUGCAGGUCAAUGGAGGAAACAAUUGCAUGGACAUGAGGAAGAGUUACUGCUACAGGAACUUUUAUUCUUACAACCGCACAUGUGACGGAGAGCUGACGUUCAAUAUGACCAAGAAGAUGUGCUGCUGCUCCUACAACAUCGGCCGGGCCUGGAACAAGCCGUGUGAAGAGUGUCCUGUCCCCAGCACCAAUGAGUUUGCUGUUCUGUGCGGAAGUGAAAGACCUGGGUUUUACAUUGACAUCACAACUGGACGUGUGAUUGACAUCGACGAGUGCAGAGAGAUCCCUGGAGUUUGUGAAAAUGGCGUGUGCAUAAACAUGAUCGGCAGCUUCAGGUGUGAGUGUCCCCUCGGCUUCAUCUACAACGACAAACUGCUCAUCUGUGAAGAUAUCGAUGAGUGCCAGAACGGGCCGGUGUGCCAGCCAAACGCCGCCUGUCUGAACAUGCCCGGGAGCUUCAGGUGCGAGUGUAAACCCGGGUAUCGCUUCACUCCCACCGGGCAGUGUCUGGAUCGUAAUGAAUGCAACGAGAACCCCGGAGUAUGUAACCCAGGCCAGUGCAUAGACACAUUAGGAAGUUACCGCUGCAUCUGCCCCAAUGGCUUCAAAACCACCAGGGACCAGUCCAUGUGUGUGGACAUGGACGAGUGUGAGAGACAGCCGUGUGGAAACGGCACCUGCAAAAACACAGUGGGCUCCUACAACUGUCUGUGUUACCCCGGCUUCAUCAACUCACACAACAGCGACUGCGUGGAUGUGGAUGAGUGCUCGACUCAGAGAGGCCUGUGCAGACACGGUCAGUGUGAGAACACAGUGGGAGGAUACUUCUGUGUCUGUAACGAUGGAUACGAACUCUCUCUGGAUGGCAGGGCAUGUACAGAUAUAAACGAGUGUCUGGUGAACCCUGGGACCUGUGGAGCUGGCACAUGUGUGAACCUGGACGGAUCGUACCGGUGCAUUUGCCCCAUCGGAUACUACCUCCACGAGGAGACCUGUGAAGACAUUGACGAGUGCUCCCAGUCUCCUGAAAUGUGUUUGUUUGGGACCUGCUCCAACACUGAGGGCAGCUUCACCUGUGAGUGCCCCGAUGGAUUCAAGCUGUCCUCAUCCGGCCGAAGGUGUCUAGACGUGCGCGUGGCCUACUGCUACACUAAGUUUGAGAACAGCCGCUGUACGACUCCAAAGGCCCAGAACACGUCGAAGGCCGAAUGCUGCUGCACCGCCAUGGCCGGACAGGGCUGGGGCAACCCCUGUGAACUCUGCCCCACCAAGGCUGACAAAGAGUCUUACAUUCUGCUGUGUCCCAAUGAGGGCUAUCAGCAAGGGCCGGAUAACCCUGUAGAUAUCGAUGAGUGUCUGAAUAACCCGUGUGUGAACGGUCAGUGCAUAAACACAGACGGAGCGUUCCGCUGUGAGUGUCCCAUUGGAUACAGCCUGGACCACAACGGGGUCAUCUGUGAGGACACCAAUGAGUGUGACGUUGGUAAUCCCUGCGGAAACGGCACAUGCACAAACGUGAUUGGAGGGUUUGAGUGUGCGUGCGACGAAGGGUUCGAGCCUGGCCCCAUGAUGACCUGUGAAGACAUCAAUGAAUGCGCCCAGAACCCGCUGCUGUGUGCCUUCCGCUGUGUCAACGUCAUCGGCUCUUAUGAGUGUAAAUGUCCCACCGGAUACGUCCUGCGGGAGGACAAGAGGAUGUGCAGAGAUCAGAACGAGUGUGAGGACCGUGUAGACGACUGUGGGAGCCGAGGCAUGACCUGUAAGAACCUGAUCGGGACCUACAUGUGCAUCUGUCCUCCAGGAUUAACGAGACAGCCGGGAGGAGACGGCUGCACCGACCUGAACGAGUGCACGGCCAAACCAGGCAUCUGUAAAAAUGGCCGCUGUGAGAACACAGUGGGAAGUUAUCGCUGUAAAUGUGACCAAGGAUACAACCCCAACCCCACACAGACAGAGUGUAUCGAUAACCGUGAGGGCUUCUGCUUCACUGAGGUUUUGACCACACUGUGCCAGAUGACCUCCAGCAACAGGGUCCAGGUCACCAAGUCUGAGUGCUGCUGUGACGGGGGCAGAGGCUGGGGCAACAACUGUGAGCUCUGCCCCCUCCCUGGAACCACACAGUACAAGAAGAUGUGCCCGCAAGGUCCUGGGUUCACCACGGAUGGCAGAGAUAUUGAUGAGUGUCGAGUGAUGGGAAACCUGUGCAAGAAUGGCCAGUGCCUCAACACUGGGGGCUCCUACAGAUGCGUCUGCAAUCCGGGCUACACCGUAGACAUCACCGAGACGCAGUGUGUGGAUGUGGACGAGUGUAUCCAGGCUCCUAAACCGUGUAACUUCAUCUGUAAGAACACAGAGGGAGGAUAUCAGUGCUCCUGUCCUCGAGGAUACAUCCUGCAGGAGGACAACAAGAGCUGUAGAGAUCUGGACGAAUGCUCAACGAAGCAGCACUACUGUCAGUUCCUGUGCGUGAACACGAUCGGAGGCUUCACCUGUAAAUGUCCCCCAGGAUUCACCCAGCACCACACAUCCUGCAUCGAUAAUAAUGAAUGUGCCUCUGACCCAAAUCUGUGCGGAUCCAACGGCGUCUGCCAGAACACUCCGGGAAGCUUCAACUGUGACUGUCAGCGCGGAUUCACCCUGGACCCCAACGGACAGGGCUGUGAAGACAUGGACGAGUGCAGCGGGAAUCACAGAUGUCAGCACGGAUGUCAGAAUCUGGUGGGAGGCUUCCGCUGCAGCUGCCCUCAGGGAUACCUCCAGCACUACCAGUGGAACCAGUGUGUGGAUGAGAAUGAGUGCCUGAAUACGCAAAUCUGUGGCGGAGCUUCGUGCCAUAACACUUUGGGGAGUUUCCGUUGCCUCUGUCCCACCGGCUUCAACUACGAGCAGAUGUCUGGAAGCUGCAGCGACGUGAACGAGUGCUCCACCUCCACAAACCCAUGCAAGUUUGGCUGCUCCAACACAGAAGGGGGCUACCUGUGCGGAUGUCCAACGGGGUUCUUCAGAGCUGGACAAGGACACUGUGUCUCUGGGCUGGGUCUCUCUGGUGGGGUCUCCGCUCCGGGACAGGAGGGUGAAGAGGACGAGAACUCUCUGUCUCCUGAGGCCUGCUACGAGUGUAAGAUCAACGGGUAUCCAAAGAAGGGACGCCAACGCCGCAGCACCAACUCCACAGAGGACCAGCUGGACAAUGAGUUACCAGAGCUCGAGCCGUUGAGCUUGGCCAGCGUGGACGUGGACGACGUUCUUCAGUUCCACUUGAAUAUCAGCGACUUGACAAACAGGGCUCACAUCCUGGAGUUCACCCCCGCGCUCUCCACCCUUUACGACCACGUGCGCUACAGCAUCGACUACGGCAACGAAGACGGAUUUUUCAGGAUCAACCAGCGAGACGGAAUCAGCUUCCUACACCUAUCCAAGAAAAAGUCUCUCUUCCCUGGGGCCUACACGCUCCAAAUCAGCAGCGUUCCUCUGUUCAAGAAGACAGAGCUAGCUGAGUUUGAAGAUCGCCAUGAUAAAGACUACCUCACUGGACAACUUGGCGACGGACUAAAGAUGAGAGUGCAAAUUAUCCUGCAUUAACCUUACAAGGGGACAGAAAUGCAGAAAUCGCCAACAGUCGCUAGCCCAAAGAAACAUUUUUUUUAAACGAAAUCGCCAAAGUUAAUGUCCGUAAAAUUCGUGGGACAUUUUGCUUUGCAUCGACAGGGAAGAGCUUUCCACCAAAAAAAAAGACUAAAUAAUAUAGUUUUUGUUUUGUUUUGUGAAGAAGGACUGCAUCAUAACAUCGCCAAAGAUGAUUCCACAUAUACGAGCGAUUCGAGAGGCAAUCAAGCUGAAAAUUAUGGCAUUUUUUUAAAUCGAAAAAACAGCGGUUGCCCGAUUGAGCGGUUAUAUGUGGAAUCGAUGCGACUUUUUGAAAAGGCAUACGGACUGCAAGGUUGAGUUUUCAGCCUGUUUUGAGAAUCACAGUAGUCUAAUAAUUUUUUUUUCUCUCCUCUCGUGAUGGACUGAACAUACCUGGAUACAUGUAGGCCUUCUUUGCGUAUUAAUUUAAUGGUAGAAAUGUUUUUAAAAAAAGGGGAGGAAAGGAACGCACUAUGGACUAUUGAGGUGUAGCCAUGAUUGAGCUUGAAUGUCUCCUGCUGCGUAUUUAAAACUUGCUUUCCAAUCUUCUUCUACUGACCAGGAAUAGCUCAUAUUAACUGGUGCUAGCAACAAUGCCAUGCAGACUUAUGAAUGCACUGUUCUUUAUGCACAUGUGGUCAAAAUACAAUCCGAUUAUUCGCCAAUUUAGGAAAACUUUUCAUUGUCGUAGCAACCGUAACAGCUAGCUUCAUCGCCUAUCUGCUCUUUCUAUGUAAAUUGUUUAUACUGUAAUACUCAAUGCCACUUUUAAUCUAUGAAGAAUUGUAAACUAAAAGGAGGUCCUUUUGAAUAGAGGGCUUUGUAAUGGUGCUUAUAAGACCAACUACUUCCUUUUUAAACUGUGUAAACAUGCACACACACAAAGAUACACAAACAUGGAUGAUGACAAUCUUUAUGAAUGAGAUUGAUGCACUGAGGUCUACCAAGGACCAAACAAUCUCCCACAAUUCAGUGCUGCCUUUCCCCAGACCCGCCUGACACCGGCCCGUCUGUGGGGUUAGUUGUACAUUCACAAUAAAACAUACUUUUGGUCUAAA